CGAUUCGAUGUCAUUUCCAUUAUUUGUCUGUCUCUGUCAUUUGUCUUGUCGUCACUCGUCAGUCAGCUACAUUUAAGAAAAAUUGUUAACACGUUUUAGAAUUUAAAGGAACAACAUGACUGAAGACACUGUUAGCAAGAAGGCUCCGAAGAGGGCAGCUGCUGAAGAGAUGGAGGUGGAAGUGGUUAACGGCAUCGAAGGUCAAGCACCGCGCAGCAAACCUGCAGCCAAGAAGACAAAACAGCAGCCAAGCUCAGAAGUCCGCAAGGUCCCUGUGCCAGCUCAUAGGUACACCCCUCUGAAGGAAAACUGGAUGAAGAUAUUCACACCGAUCGUAGAACAUCUCAAACUCCAAGUCCGUUUUAAUCUGCGUACCAGGAACGUGGAGAUACGCAACUGCCCUAACACAGAAGAUAUCGGCAACUUACAGAAAGCUGCUGACUUUGUAAAAGCUUUUAUUUACGGAUUUGAGGUAGAAGAUGCUCUUGCUUUGUUGAGAUUGGAUAAUUUAUUCAUAGAGUCUUUUGAAAUCAAAGACGUUAAAACUUUGAGAGGCGACCAUUUGUCGCGAGCCAUUGGCCGACUGGCGGGUAAGGGAGGAAGGACAAAGUUUACCAUUGAAAAUAUCACUAAAACUCGAAUUGUUCUGGCCGAUUCAAAAAUUCAUAUUUUGGGUUCGUACCAAAAUAUUCAGGUUGCAAUGAAAGCAGUUUGUAACCUGAUUCUGGGCAGUCCGCCCUCCAAAGUUUAUGGACAGUUGAGGAAUGUGGCAACGAGAAUGUCUGAACGAUUGUAAAAUAAAAUCUAUUUUAUUAUA
Macrosteles quadrilineatus (aster leafhopper) is the source of this 817-nucleotide messenger RNA. Its product is annotated as RNA-binding protein pno1-like. The transcript has 2 exons. Gene Ontology annotation, molecular function: RNA binding. Gene Ontology annotation, cellular component: nucleolus. Bases 116 to 796 code for a protein of 226 amino acids. The record is from RefSeq and is a predicted model, not a curated record. NCBI's taxonomy places the organism in Eukaryota, Metazoa, Arthropoda, Insecta, Hemiptera, Cicadellidae.